UCACCUUUUUGUCCAUAUAAAAAUUUGAGGUUCCGAGCAACCGGCGGGUUUGAAGUUUGAACUCACUCCCCCUCAAAGUCCCCGUCUCUAUCUUUCUCUAGUCUCAAGAUCUGUGUGUAAGGUGACCAACACCAAGGAUUUCUUCUCCUCCCCUCCCGCGUCGUGCAUUUGCUCCAAGGGGAGCAGCUCCAGGACCAGGAGGGCGUUUCUUGAGCUGUUCUGCUCAGUUCGUGGAGCCCGCUGCUGUCAUUCAGGGGGUUCUUGGAGAAGGAUAAAGCAUCUUGCUGUACAGCCAUGGAUCAGUAUGAAGUGCUGGAGCAGAUCGGUAAAGGAGCAUUUGGCUCUGCUCUGCUGGUCAGGCACAAGCUGGAGAAGAAGAAGUAUGUGUUGAAAAAGAUCCGGCUUGCGCGUCAGACAGACCGCACUCGCCGGUCUGCCCACCAGGAGAUGCAGCUCAUUGCUACAGUGAGGAAUCCAUUCAUUGUGGAGUACAAGGAUUCAUGGGUGGAUAAGGGUUGCUACGUUUGUAUUGUUAUAGGGUAUUGCGAGGGAGGAGACAUGGCUGAAGCUAUUAAAAGAGCUAAUGAUACCCACUUUUCUGAGGAGAAGCUUUGCCAGUGGCUAGUGCAGCUUCUCAUGGCCCUUGACUAUUUGCACGCACAUCACAUUCUUCACCGUGAUGUCAAGUGCUCCAAUAUAUUUCUUACCAGGGAUCAGAACAUAAGACUUGGUGACUUUGGGCUUGCAAAAAUAUUGACCCCUGAUGAUCUAGCAUCCUCGGUAGUAGGAACACCAAGUCACAUGUGCCCAGAACUUCUUGCAGAUAUACCUUAUGGCAACAAAUCUGAUAUUUGGUCGCUAGGAUGCUGCAUGUAUGAAAUGGCUGCACUCAGACCCGCAUUUAAAGCUUUUGAUAUGCAAGCCCUUAUCAACAAGAUUACCAAGUCGAUUGUAUCACCUUUGCCCACAAGAUAUUCUGGUGCAUUUCGGGGACUUGUUAGGAGUAUGCUGCGGAGAAGUCCAGAGCAUAGGCCAAGUGCAGCGGAACUACUGAAACACCCACAUCUACAACCUUACGUGCUGCAAGUGCAUUUGAAAUCUUCCCCUUCUCGCAGCGUAAUUCCUGUGCAUCAAUCUCCAACUGAAAAGAGAAUGACAUUCGCCGCAGAGCCUGUUUACAGAAGCAAGGGCAGGAGGAACUCUUUGGGUAAUGAAAGGAUAGUAACCUUCAGCAAACCUUCCCCAGAGGGAAAUUAUAUCAGCUAUAUUCCGGGUAUGAAGGACUGCACCACGCCACAGAGUGCCAAAGAGCUGUCUGUUGAAGAAAGUCAGGUUGAGGACGUUACUAGUAAAACCGUGGCAGCAAGGACCUCAAGUAUCAUGAAGACCCCAAAGACAACUCCAUGGAAGAUGAUGACAACCCUGAAGAAUCGGCUAGAAGCUCCACAAGCAUCCUAUGACAGGACAAGUCAUAUUGAGCAGUUCUCAAGAACACCAGUUGAUAACAGGAGCACUCGGCUUGCCCGGAGAGCAUCGCUUCCGCUGCCAGUAUUCGAGACCCCCAAGCGCAGCAGCAUCAGCAUCCUGCAGCAGCUGGAGUCCCCUGACGUGUCCGUGAACUCGCCUCGCAUCGACAGGAUCGCCGAGUUCCCGCUCGCUUCAUCCGGGGAGGAGCCCCGGUUCUCGGUCGGCAAGCCCUCGCUAUCAUCUGCCCACGGCUCGUGCUCCGCGGCCACGCCUCCGUUCGUGGACCGGUCCAUCACCAAGGACAAGUGCACGGCCCAAACGCUCCGCACCGCCGCAGCGGCGGCCUCCGACGGCGAAAACGACAGUAGGGGCGACGACGACGACUCGUCCACGGGCCGCAACGCCACGGCGGCCGCGGUCUCGAGCCGCGGGUCGUCAGGAUCGUCGAGGCAGCGGCGGCAGCAGCAGCGCCGGUUCGACACGACGUCGUACCAGCAGCGCGCGGAGGCGCUGGAGGGGCUGCUGGAGUUCAGCGCGCAGCUGCUGCAGCAGGAGCGAUACGAGGAGCUGGGCAUCCUGCUGAAGCCGUUCGGCCCCGGCGAGAAGGUGUCGCCCAGGGAGACGGCCAUAUGGCUCACCAAGAGCUUCAAGGAGACAGGGCUGUAGCUUCCGCCGGUCGCCUUGGUUCCCUGCAGACGUCGCGACUUACGAGCCUCUUCUUUCAGGUUUGUAACGCGCGAUGUAGUAGCUAGCUAGCGUUAGUCCAUCUCAGUAGUUGGAUGCUGGGAGUGGACACCAUCUCAGUGUUGCCCCAGCUCAAGUAGUAUCAGUACCUUACCAUUAGCUAGCAGUAGUUAGUUUCUCAAGGCCGCCCCCCAGAAUUAACAGCAGGAAGUAGCAGACUGUAGCAGUAAAAAGGAGCUCUUGAUGAGGAAGCAUGUCUAGGUGAGGUCAUGCAAUCGUGAAUCGUGGUUGUAACCAUCUUAGAACUUAGGGAGUAGUUUCAGACUCUCAGUAUCACCGGCGCUGACGA
Molecule: messenger RNA, 2500 nt
Organism: Panicum hallii
Lineage: Eukaryota; Viridiplantae; Streptophyta; Magnoliopsida; Poales; Poaceae
Product: serine/threonine-protein kinase Nek1-like
Exons: 15
Coding region: 295-2133 (612 amino acids)
Biological process (GO): protein phosphorylation
Molecular function (GO): protein kinase activity; ATP binding
Source: RefSeq, a predicted model, not a curated record